Messenger RNA from Nomascus leucogenys (northern white-cheeked gibbon), 2130 nucleotides. RefSeq names its product CDK5RAP1 mitochondrial tRNA methylthiotransferase (gene CDK5RAP1). Gene Ontology annotation, biological process: tRNA modification; negative regulation of cyclin-dependent protein serine/threonine kinase activity. Gene Ontology annotation, cellular component: mitochondrion; cytosol. Gene Ontology annotation, molecular function: tRNA-2-methylthio-N(6)-dimethylallyladenosine(37) synthase activity; 4 iron, 4 sulfur cluster binding. The record is from RefSeq and is a predicted model, not a curated record. NCBI's taxonomy places the organism in Eukaryota, Metazoa, Chordata, Mammalia, Primates, Hylobatidae.
CUUCCGUUAGAAUGACCCGGCCUGAAGUAGCGGCGGAACGGAAGUCGCUUGUGUAUGAGCGCAGCAGCGGACCAGCGAGGGGACCCGACUUGCCCGCAGAACUUACGCUGCGGAACCCCGGGCACUGUUGCUGCUGCGGGAGACCGUGGGCUGUUUAGUGCCAUGCAUCCUUUACAGUGUGCCCUCCAAGUGCAGAGGUCUCUGGGGUGGGGACCAUUGGCCUCUGUGUCUUGGCUGUCGCUGAGGAUGUGCAGGGCACACAGCAGUCUCUCUAGUACCAUGUAUUCCAGUCCAGAGAGACAGGAGGAUGGAGCUCGGAAGGAUUUCAGCUCCAGGCUGGCUGCUGGACCAACUUUUCAACAUUUUUUAAAAAGUGCCUCAGCUCCCCAGGAGAAGCUGUCUUCAGAAGUGGAAGACCCACCUCCCUAUCUCACGUUGGAUGAACUUCUUGGAAGGCAGAGAAAAGUAUACCUCGAGACCUAUGGCUGCCAGAUGAAUGUGAAUGACACAGAGAUAGCCUGGUCCAUCUUACAGAAGAGUGGCUACCUGCGGACCAGUAACCUCCAAGAGGCAGAUGUGAUUCUCCUUGUCACGUGCUCUAUCAGGGAGAAGGCUGAGCAGACCAUCUGGAACCGUUUACAUCAGCUUAAAGCCUUGAAGACAAGGCGGCCCCGCUCCCGGGUUCCUCUGAAGAUUGGAAUUCUAGGCUGCAUGGCUGAGAGGUUGAAGGAGGAGAUUCUCAACAGAGAGAAAAUGGUAGAUAUUUUGGCUGGUCCUGACGCCUACCGGGACCUUCCCCAGCUGCUGGCUGUUGCUGAGUCGGGCCAGCAAGCUGCCAACGUGCUGCUCUCUCUGGACGAGACCUAUGCUGAUGUCAUGCCAGUCCAGACAAGCCCCAGUGCCACAUCUGCCUUUGUGUCGAUCAUGCGAGGCUGUGACAACAUGUGUAGCUACUGCAUUGUUCCUUUCACCCGGGGCAGAGAGAGGAGUCGGCCUAUUGCUUCCAUUCUAGAGGAAGUGAAGAAGCUUUCUGAGCAGGGGCUGAAAGAAGUGACACUUCUUGGUCAGAAUGUUAAUAGUUUUCGGGACAAUUCAGAGGUUCAGUUCAACAAUGCAGUGCCUACCAAUCUCAGCCGUGGCUUUACCACCAACUAUAAAACCAAGCAAGGAGGACUUCGUUUUGCUCAUCUUCUGGAUCAGGUCUCCAGAGUAGAUCCUGAAAUGAGGAUCCGUUUUACCUCUCCCCACCCCAAGGAUUUUCCUGAUGAGGUUCUGCAGCUGAUUCAUGAGAGAGAUAACAUCUGUAAACAGAUCCACCUGCCAGCCCAGAGUGGAAGCAGCCGUGUGUUGGAGGCCAUGUGGAGGGGAUAUUCAAGAGAAGCUUAUGUGGAGUUAGUUCACCAUAUUAGAGAAUCUAUUCCAGGUGUGAGCCUCAGCAGCGACUUCAUUGCUGGCUUUUGUGGUGAGACGGAGGAAGAUCACGUCCAGACAGUCUCUUUGCUCCGGGAAGUGCAGUACAACAUAGGCUUCCUCUUUGCCUACAGCAUGAGACAGAAGACACGGGCAUAUCAUAGGCUGAAGGAUGAUGUCCCAGAAGAGGUAAAAUUAAGGCGUUUGGAGGAACUUAUCACUGUCUUCCGAGAAGAAGCAACAAAAGCCAAUCAGACAUCUGUGGGCUGUACCCAGUUGGUGCUAGUGGAAGGGCUCAGUAAACGCUCUGCCACUGACCUGUGUGGCAGGAAUGAUGGAAACCUUAAGGUGAUCUUCCCUGAUGCAGAGAUGGAGGAUGUCAAUAACCCUGGGCUCAGGGUCAGAGCCCAGCCUGGGGACUACGUGCUGGUGAAGAUCACCUCGGCCAGCUCUCAGACACUUAGGGGACAUGUUCUCUGCAGGACCACUCUGAGGGACUCCUCUGCAUAUUGCUGACCUGAGAAGAUGGCCUCAGAGCUGACUUGGGCAGUCCUCCCCAACAGGAAGGGGAGACAUUGCCGGCCACUGAGGAAAGAGGUCAUGAAGGUGGAGAUAAGCUGCAAGGGGUGAAGCAACUUUAUGUCAGUGGAAAACGUGUCUCUUUAAAGCUGCUAUGUGAACAGCUUUUACAGUCAUUAAAUUUACCUAAGCUAAAGUUAA